Messenger RNA from Cladocopium goreaui, 786 nucleotides. The record is from the annotation of a GenBank genome assembly. NCBI's taxonomy places the organism in Eukaryota, Dinophyceae, Suessiales, Symbiodiniaceae.
AUGUCUUCACAUGCCAAGAAUGUGACUGCGACCAUUCCUGGGAGAAGCGAUGUCCAGUGGCGGCAGGAAGAAGCUGCAAGGCUUUUGAGCCGUUCUGCCUUGGAGGUGUUGAGCCAAUGGUUUAAGCCUGCAGGCCCUAGAUUGUGCGUGGAGACCUCUGACAACGUUGACGAGGCUCUCGACGCUUUGCUGGAGGAGGCGAAGCCACAUGUGGUGGACUUCCUCUCUGACCGGCAAGUGCCAGGCGUUGUAAGCCGCAUCUUUUGGCAAGCAGAACUUUAUUUGCGCAACUUUCAGCAGGUUGCUGGAGAAGCACCGGUGGAAGAAUUUCAGCAAACAGCCAAGCUUGUUGAAGAGGAGGUGGCGCCGCAAGGGUCGCAGAUGGAGGCAGCUUUGGAGGCCGUUCUUGCCCGGCAGCAAUUUGUGGCAGCAUGUCGCUUUGGAUACUUCCUUCGCCGUAGCCAGCAGCGGCUGCGCCUUGAGAGAAUAAUGACUGGUGCAAAGUCUUUGGAGCAGUACCUCACAGACAUGAACGCCCAAGAGCAAGUGGAGCUGGUGCGGGGUGCAAGCCGCGAAGUAGUCUCUGCAGCAGAGGCACGUGCCACUGAUCUCUUUGGAACGGUGACAGAACUGCUCCGUAAAAGCAGUGAGUUGGAGCUCUCGGCAGAGGGUCGAGUGAGGCUCAGCGUGGAGGCUGUUGUCUUUGGAGCAGCCUUGUUUGAUGCCGAGGAGGAGGCAUCAAAGCACUACUCGCUGACAUUUUCUGACUUUGGCAGUCGGCAUUGA